Molecule: messenger RNA, 1516 nt
Organism: Hibiscus syriacus
Lineage: Eukaryota; Viridiplantae; Streptophyta; Magnoliopsida; Malvales; Malvaceae
Product: putative mediator of RNA polymerase II transcription subunit 26
Exons: 4
Coding region: 215-1492 (425 amino acids)
Source: RefSeq, a predicted model, not a curated record
UAUUAACGGCUAUAAUGGGGCACAUUCGUGGGAAAGUGUUGUCCCUCCUGAGGAUUUGAGUUUGUGCUAUCUUGAUCCUCAAGGGGUAAUUCAGGGACCAUACCUAGGAAUUGACAUAAUUACAUGGUUUGAGCAAGGUUAUUUUGGUACAGACUUACCUGUUCGAUUGGAGGAUGCUCUGGAUGGAUCACCUUUCCAAGAACUUGGUGAAGUCAUGCCACACCUAAGAAUGAAUUAUGGUUUUGCAGCCAGUGGUAAUGCAGUUACGAGAAUGCAAUUACCUAUUUCUUUUGAAGGGAGCUCGGGAGAGACUGUAUCUUCUGCUUCUGCUCCUGAGUCGAAGGGGUCUUCCAUUGGAUGUGACCAGCUGCGGAAUUGGUCUGCUGUUGAGGCGUCUGGUACUGAGUUUCAGUUAAGACAGCCUACUCAAAGUUAUCAUUCUGAGCAUUCUGAAGAUCAGAGCCUCCUUAAAUUUUCUGAAGCACAGGAAGAGGAAAUAAUUUUUCCUGGAAGGCCCGGAAGUGCUGGUGUUGAUCCUGCAAGCCAUUUGUCCAUUACAGAUGAAUUUUUAAAAACGAAUAUAACUUCUCAUCAAGAAGCUGAGUUACAUUCCUUUGGUUUGUUGAUGUCUGAGUUGAGGAGUCCAUCUGAUUUGAAGAGUUCUCAAUCAUCUAAUAUAGAAUCCAACAUAAGUGUUGGGGGGCAGUUUUUAGAUCAUUUGCUUGAUAGAGAGACAAAUUUUACUGGAACUACUGGUGAUCGGCCCUCAUCUCACAGGGAGCAAGAAUAUGAUGGUUUUGGCUUGUUACAGCAGCUAAUGUCACAAACGUUUCCCAAUGAACCACUUCAAGAGAAAAACCAUUUCUCUCUCCCCUUUCCACAUUCUGCUGGAUUUGAUGUGGAGCAAAUUCAUGGUUUUGAUCUUAUGAUGAGCAAAAAUCUUGAUCACCAGAAGUCAGUCCAUCAUUCAGCUCCACACAUGGAACAUCUUUUGGAACUUCAGUUUCAACAGGAGCGGCAGUUGGAACUUCAGCAGCAGCAGCAGCACUUGGAACUACAGCGGCAGCAGCAGCAGCUGGAACUACAGCGGCAGCAGCAGCAGCUGGAACUACAGCGGCAGCAGCAGCAGCAGCUGGAACUUCAGCGGCAACAGCAACAGCAGCUGGAACUUCAGCAGCAGCAGCAGCAGUUGGAACUUCAGCGGCGGCAGCAACAGCUUAGCCACCACCAAAUCAAAUUGCUACAGGAGCAGCAACAUCAUCAUCUACAGCUGCCACAUUCUCAAUCUCAGCAAUUUCUUCUUGAUCAAUUGCUGCUGCAUCAGAUGUCUGGUCCUGGUUACAGUCAGCACGUAUUCGAUGCUUCUAGAGACAACAUACUUGAUCAGGUUCAGUUACGAAGGCAUAUCCCGAGUGAAUCACAGCAGAAUUCUCAUGCUUCAAGGCACCUGGAUUCAUCACUGGAGCAGAUCAUCCAAGCAAAGAUUAAGUAGAGUGCCAAGGGCAAUAAGCUGAAU